AUGGCUGAAUCUUCAAAGCCACGCCUUCUCUUCAUCUACAGCACACUCCACGCCCGCCCUCUACUAGCAUGGGCUCUAACCGGCGACGCCACAAACACAGAACUCGUUUCAGCGCUCACCCGUCCAGCCAAAGUACACGGCUAUGCACGCUACACCGUGCGCUCACGAGAUUAUCCCGCCGUUGUAAAGAAAGAUGGGCACGAAGUAGAUGGGGACCUACUGGUCCUGGAGACCAAGUCCAUGCGCAAGAAGCUCGAUGACUUUGAGGGCGAAACUUAUACGGCUACCAGCAUCGAUGUGGUGCUGGAGGAUGGGAGUGUUUUAGAAGCGGAUAUGUAUGUCUGGGCUGGAGAUCAAGAUGCCCUGACCAAUGAGCCCUGGGAGUUGGACACUUCCGUCAAGGAGAGGUUGGAGGAUUGGCUUGAUCUUUUUGAGGGCAUGGAGAUGAUUGGUGAAGAUGAGGACUGA
Molecule: messenger RNA, 468 nt
Organism: Fusarium verticillioides 7600
Lineage: Eukaryota; Fungi; Ascomycota; Sordariomycetes; Hypocreales; Nectriaceae
Exons: 1
Coding region: 1-468 (155 amino acids)
Source: RefSeq, a predicted model, not a curated record